UGUGUCAUGGCGUCCAAUUAUGUGCCUGAUGUGCUAGUGUUCUUAUGGUCCCGAUAAACUGUAAUAUAGGCUUUAAUAUACGUCAAUUUUCUGACCAUAAAGUUCUCAAUUGGCCUAGUAUUAAUGGUAAUGCAUGCAAGGAAACUUCCAAGGCUCAGCGAUGGGUAUUUUGACAGAACUCAGGCCCAUCCGUACGAGAACUCGAGCAAGUACAGCUCAAAGUCCAACCUUGGAAGUCGAUACAACGACAAAGUGCGCGAAUCGCCUUCAAAUGGUAGCCAUAGCCGGAUGGGUAGCCCCGACAGCCGACACAGCCCACGUUACCACAAAUCAUCGUCGUACAACCAGAGGCUCAAAGAUCGGGACAAAGACCACGAAAGAGGGUACAUUAGGUACGUUCAUGAAAGCAAGUACAGGAAUUCCUCAUCAGGGUCAAGCAAGGAUCGAUUCAGCAAGAACAGCUCAUUUGGCAGCAGUUCAAGCACCAGUGCAAAAGACGUGCACGUGUCCAAGUCUCGGCCAGUGGAGUCAACUACCCAUCGUAGCAAUCAUGAGAGAAGCCAUGUUGAGGUGCAGCUGCAACAAGAGCCACAGCAGGAGCAGCAGUUCCAACAGCAGCCGGUGGAUAGUAAAGACAGACGCCAGCAGGUGGGGGACUGGUCAGAACAUGUCAGCUCAUCUGGGAAAAAGUACUACUACAACUGUAGGACUGAGGUGUCUCAGUGGGAGAAGCCCAAGGAGUGGAUCGAUAAGGAAAACUACGCUGCACGCUCUUUCUGCCCUCCGACUUCCUUCGUGCUUCCUCGCCCGACCAAACACAAGCGAGCCGCUUCCUGUCCUUCUGAGGAGCGGUCGACAGCAGGCCAUGCACGCAGGAUGAUGUUUUUACAACAGCCUGGCGGGAGCAGCAAUAGCAGUGGAGUCAACCAGCCACUGGCAUCCUCCACACCAAGCGACCCUGGUGGGGGUCGACCUAAGUCGCACACACAGCAACGAACACCCACUUCGGUCGCUUCCCCAGCACCCACUACGGCAUUGGGUGCUACCACAGCUACUGUCACUACUUCCAGCAGGAGCCGCAUCAACAACCAGCAGAACAAGAAGCAUUCCACUGGUAGCAGUAGCAGCAGCAGUAGUAGCAGUAGCAGCAGCAGCAGCAGCAGCAGCAGCAGUAGUAGUAGCAGUACUAUCUCGGCGGGGUCAAGCUCUACUAUAGCUUGCCAGCAGCCAGUGUCAAGGCAACGCAACGACCCACGAAGGUGUCCGCAGCAGCGCAACGUGGAUCCUCGGAAAGAUGCGCAGACACAGGACAUGGAUAUUUCUCCACCAGCUGGAGGUGGGAACACACCAAACAGCACCCCGGAAGCAGUCCGCUCCUCAGCAUCUGCUAUGCUUCUGCCACAGUCACCAGUGACACUGGCCCAGUUGCCCAAAAUGAUGUCGCAGCUGGCUGGCACUCGUGGACUCCCCAAGUUGGACGACAUGUCUCCACAGGAAGCAUUUAGAACCCUACAGCAAGCUAUCCAGUUGACGAAACAAGCACAAACGGCUCAGGUGGAGUCGACCAACAGGGAGGCUGCCAGUAGUUCAUCACCCUACCAGGUGGUGCAUCCUGGCCGCAGCCUGCCACCCCUGCAGCAGCAACUGGUGCCAGCUGACAAGCUUCUGGUGGAUGUCAACCGACGUGGUGCUUCACCUGGUUCUGACUACAGUGCUCACUCAGCCAGGAGAGACAGCCCAACCUCCAGUGUGAGCAGUCUGCACAGCCUCAGCAACGCAGGCUCGCUUGUAUCUACAGUGCCCAAGCCCUCAGCUCCCAGCCUCACCCCCUCAUUGGUCAACUACUACAACGACUCACUCAUUGAACAUGUCUCAGGCUGGCAGGCCGACCAUGCCGAGCGACAGGCGAACCGGUACAGCGAAGAAGCACACAGCUUAGGAAGUUUAAACUGCACACGAGUUUCGGCUGAGCUCAAAAUGGCCCGCUCUCUGGUCAGAGUGUGUGAAAUUCAAGCAACAGUACAAGAACAGAGGUCCCUAUUUUUACGACAACUUAUUAAGGAGCUGGAAGAGCUGAAAAGCCAGGUGAACUUUAUGUCUGACUCAUAGUGAGUUUAGGUUUAAGGAACCAAGUUGCCACAUGGAGCACCGCCGGCAGGACCCGGCGUCCUGCUGUAGCAGCCUGCCAAGCCUCUUUUUUACACAGUGCCCGGUUUCAAGCAGCGCACUCUUCCCGACCUGUCCUGCGGUCGGCAUGCUUGCCAUUUUGCCGACUUUUGUACAUAACGCACUUGACGGGAGACAAAAGUUUUCAAAUAGAGAUGAGCCUCGUGGCUGUAUGCACGGUGAAUGGCCACUCAGUGAUGCAAAGAGUGGACGUGCAUAGCCUUCCGUGUGCCUUGCACGCUUGUGAGUGUUUUGGUAAGUUUGACUAAAGGCUGGUGCAUCUGUCUGGCUGCCACAACAUGCGUGUUGUACAUAUAAUGCGCAACCCCGGUCAUGCUUGACCAUUCUCCUGGGUUUCUUUUGUUUUCUUUGUUGUAUAUUUCAAUAGCAUUUUGAAAAGGGGUUUCAGCUCUUGGCUGAAAGAAGCAGUUGCAGUGUACAUAACAUCUCUGUCUUUGCUCUGUGUGUUUUUUCAUCACUGCGCAUUGGGGUAACUGUACUACAUGGUUUUUCAUACUAGAGUUAUGCGGUCGAAGGAAUGGACUUUUAAUAAACUGAUGUGUGCAAUGCUUUCUCAACUCCUUGAGCUGUGUAGGAUGCCCUGCGUUGGCAACUUAAAAACAUCUUUGCAAGUUCCGUGCAGCCGGGCCCAACACUCUGCACACUUUGUUGAUGGGCCCCAUUAUUGUUGAGCCUGAAGCUGUGUUGUGUGUGCACUGGCCAUUAAAAGCUUUAGGUUUCUGCACUACUGUUGGGCCUCUCUUGUUGGAUGGCUUGAUGACAACUCUCAAGAAAUGCCCACUGGUGGUGCUGCCAUUUUGUGCUAAUGGAAUUCAAAGCAUCCUUAUUUUUCUGCUCUUCACACAUAUUUCUUUUUCUGUCCUCGUUAUAAAAUUAUACAAUUCUUCAAAAGGAGUGUAAUAAACCGAGUUUGUUGCGCA
Rhipicephalus microplus (southern cattle tick) is the source of this 3107-nucleotide messenger RNA. RefSeq names its product WW domain-containing adapter protein with coiled-coil. Gene Ontology annotation, molecular function: chromatin binding; RNA polymerase II complex binding. Lineage: Eukaryota; Metazoa; Arthropoda; Arachnida; Ixodida; Ixodidae. Gene Ontology annotation, cellular component: nucleus. Gene Ontology annotation, biological process: positive regulation of TORC1 signaling; regulation of autophagy. The record is from RefSeq and is a predicted model, not a curated record.